ACCAUCAAACUCUUCCAAACUCUUGAUACCCAUCCUUUCCUCUUCCCCACUACACCAUCAACAAUGGCUCCCACCGAGAUGAAGCAAUGGACCAUCAACGGCCAGAACGGCCUUGACUCCCUGACCUACCAAGAGAAGGUUCCCGUUCCCAAGCUCGGCGACAAGGACGUCUUGGUCAAGCUUCACGCUGCUUCGCUCAACUUCCGUGACCUUGCCAUCCCCAAGGGCAUGUACCCGUUCCCCGUCCGCGACGGCGUGGUCCCCACCUCCGACGGUGCAGGCGAGGUUGUUGCCGUCGGCGAGCGUGUCUCCCGCUUCAAGGUGGGCGACAAGGUCGCUACCCUCUUCAACCAGUCACACAUUGCCGGCCCGCUGGACGGCAACUCGAUCAAGACGGGCCUGGGCGGCGUCCUUGACGGCUGCCUGCGCCAGUACGGCGCCUUCGACGAGCAGGGCCUCGUUGCUGUUCCCGCUAACCUCAACUGGCUCGAGGCUUCGACGCUGAGCUGCGCUGCCCUGACUGCCUGGAACGCGCUGUACGGCCUGGAGGGCCGCCCCCUGAAGCAGGGUGACUACGUCCUUACUCAGGGAACCGGCGGUGUCUCUAUCUUCGCUCUGCAGUUCGCCAAGGCUGCCGGCGCCAAGGUCAUCGCGACCACCUCCACCAAGGAGAAGGCCGAGUUCCUGAAGAAGCUGGGCGCCGACCACGUCAUCAACUACAAGGAGGACCCCGCAUGGGGUUCUUCGGCCAAGAAGCUGACGCCCGAUGAGCGCGGCCUCAACUUCGUCGUCGAGGUCGGCGGUCCCAAGACGAUGAAGCAGUCGCUCGCCUGCAUCGGCGUCGACGGCAUCGUCACUAUCAUCGGCUUCAUUGCCGGCCAGGGCGAGGAGGAGCCCAGCUACCUCGAUGCCCUCAUCCACCUCUGCACCGUUCGCGGCAUUUUCGUCGGCUCGCGCCAGCAGUUCGAGGACAUGAACCGCGCUAUCCAGGCGAACGACAUUCACCCUGUUGUUGACAAGCAGGUCUUCUCGCUCGAGCAGUCCAAGGAUGCUUACCAGUACAUGCUGGACCAGAAGCACAUUGGCAAGAUCUGCAUCAAGAUCGAGUAAGCGUUCUGUGUACAUAGAUAAGAAAAGGUGGAAUUUGGCGGUCAAAAGCAUAGAAUCAUGUGGAAAUGAUGGUAUAUAAUUAAUGACUGAACCGUCCAAAAGAAAGUUCGCACUUCACUGUCAAAGAGGAUUGAUUCACUGUGGAGUGAAAUAGCUAAUAAAACUUUUAGCGUCUUGUCUUUCGAGGGUACAUAACCUGAAUCUUAGAGGAUCCCAGAGCGUAUACAAUCUACGGAUUUGAAAGAUAGUUUUUGUUUUCACUGAGUACAAGCAUGGCAAUCUCGCUAGGUGGUGAGUCUUGCGUGACG
Aplosporella prunicola CBS 121167 is the source of this 1418-nucleotide messenger RNA. RefSeq lists its product as uncharacterized. The record is from RefSeq and is a predicted model, not a curated record. Gene Ontology annotation, molecular function: oxidoreductase activity. NCBI's taxonomy places the organism in Eukaryota, Fungi, Ascomycota, Dothideomycetes, Botryosphaeriales, Aplosporellaceae. The coding region runs from base 64 to 1110 and encodes 348 amino acids. The transcript is spliced from 4 exons.